AUGAAAGAGCUUCAAACACCAACCAAGCUCUCUGCUCGCUCCGCCGAGAAUCGCACCGGAAGAUCCAAAGAUUCUCCGGCGAACAAAUCUAAAAAGAUCUCGAACAAGAGCUUGAAUGCAUCAUCUGCAUCGGUUUCCGAAGAAUCGUUGAAUUCAUCACUGAUUACUGAGAUCAAAGAAGAUAAUCUAGAUGAAAAUGUCACAACUUUCGUGUUGGAGGAAUCUUCCUCUGUAACUUCGCUUGAGCCUGAAACACUCACUGACUCGACGGAAAAUAGUCCCGUUACUUGCUUUGACGUGUGUGAGUUUGAAGGUGCUAAAUUCACUUCUGUGGAGGAUCAAAUCACUAUGAAUUUUCUCAAAAAUUUUAAACCUGAGAUCCUCACCUUUGAAAAUGAUGAUCCACGGUAUAAGAAGCUUAGGGAUGAGAUAAUUGAGUAUGUCCUACAAGAUCUCAAACACAAUGUGCUGCCAGAGGAUGGAAAUCGCAAGCGAUCACCAUCGCAAGGGCUUUCUCGGAAAAACCGAGUGGUGUUUCUAGUUGUCAUCAUUUGGUUUAUUGGAAUAUUGGUUAUUCUUUUCUGCAUUCCUGAUGCUGAUUGUGGACUAGUGGCAACUUGA
Molecule: messenger RNA, 621 nt
Organism: Vicia faba (fava bean)
Lineage: Eukaryota; Viridiplantae; Streptophyta; Magnoliopsida; Fabales; Fabaceae
Source: the annotation of a GenBank genome assembly